This is a messenger RNA of Anolis sagrei ordinatus, 1330 nucleotides long. Its product is annotated as carboxypeptidase B-like. Gene Ontology annotation, molecular function: zinc ion binding; metallocarboxypeptidase activity. NCBI's taxonomy places the organism in Eukaryota, Metazoa, Chordata, Lepidosauria, Squamata, Anolidae. The record is from RefSeq and is a predicted model, not a curated record. Gene Ontology annotation, biological process: proteolysis.
UAAUCUGAUGCUCUAUUCUUCCAAGUGAAAACCAAGAUGUGGGGCUUGCUGCUUUUCCUAAGUGCUACAUCUGCUUUAGCUGAUGUUUCCGUUCACAGAUUUGAUGGGGAGAAAGUUUUCCGUGUAACCCCUCACAAUGAAGAACAAAUAGGCAUCCUUGAAUACUUGGCCAGCAACUUUCAGGUUGAUUUCUGGAAACCAGAUUCUGUUGCUCAAGUCAAAGCAGAAAUGACUGUUGACUUCCGAGUUGAAGUGGACAAAUCUGCAGAAGUAGAAGAUCUUCUGCAGCAGAACAGACUGGACUAUGAAGUUUUGAUUGAUAACCUCCAAUCCGUGCUUGAUGGGCAGUUUGACAACCAUGUUAGAGCUGCUGGACACAAUUAUGAAAAAUAUAACCGCUGGGAACUGAUAGAGGCUUGGACAGCUGAUAUUGCAAAUGAGAACCCAACUCUUGUUUCCCGAUCACAGAUAGGGACAACUUUUGAGGGACGCCCAAUGCAUCUCCUGAAGGUGGGAGUACCUGGUGGGAACAAAAAAGCCAUAUUUAUGGAUUGUGGCUUUCAUGCUCGAGAGUGGAUCUCGCCUGCUUUUUGCCAGUGGUUUGUAAGACAGGCUGUUCGAACCUAUGGAACUGAAACCAUUAUGACCCAACUUCUGGACAACUUGGACUUCUAUGUAUUACCUGUCUUGAAUAUUGAUGGCUAUGUCUAUACUUGGGAAAAGUCUCGCAUGUGGAGGAAGACACGUUCUGCAAAUCCCGGCAGUAGUUGCAUUGGUACGGAUCCCAACAGAAAUUUGGAUGCUGGAUGGUGCACUCUUGGUGCAUCAAAAAGGCCAUGUGAUGACACUUACUGUGGCAGCGCACCUGAAUCAGAGAAGGAGACCAAGGCCUUGGCUAACUUCAUUCGUCAAAACCUCUCAACCAUCAAAGCUUACUUGACCAUUCACUCUUAUUCUCAACUACUGCUUUAUCCAUAUUCUUAUACUUAUGAUGUAACAAAGGACAACGUGGAAUUGAAUAGACUUGCUAAAGCCACUGUUCAAGAGCUAGCCACAGUGCAUGGGACAAAAUACACAUAUGGUCCAGGAGCUACAACUAUCUAUCCCGCAGCUGGUGGCUCUGAUGACUGGGCAUAUGACCAGGGCAUCAAGUAUUCUUUCACCUUUGAGCUUCGUGACACAGGUCGAUAUGGUUUUGCUCUUCCUGAAUCUCAGAUCAAACCAACUUGUGAAGAGACCCUGGUUGCUGUUAAACACAUUGCCAGCUAUGUCCUUGAUCAUCUGUACUAAUGUUGUAGUCUGGGACUAUUAAAGAGUGCUUGAUUCACAA